Messenger RNA from Acytostelium subglobosum LB1, 3873 nucleotides. RefSeq lists its product as hypothetical. The transcript has 7 exons. The record is from RefSeq and is a predicted model, not a curated record. NCBI's taxonomy places the organism in Eukaryota, Evosea, Eumycetozoa, Acytosteliales, Acytosteliaceae. The coding region runs from base 1 to 3873 and encodes 1290 amino acids. Gene Ontology annotation, molecular function: GTPase binding.
AUGCAAAAGUCAUCGACUUCGGCAACGACUGGAUCAUCAUUCUUUGGAUCAAAGGGAUCGAGUUCAAAGGAUACUGUAAAGAUACAAUAUAAUAUAAGGAUUAAUAGGAUUGAAGGUCUACCAAGGACAUCAAAGAGUACUGUUUGGGUAUCAUGGAAACGUGGCAAGAAGCCAGACAAUCAUGGCGAAUCAAAGCAUUGUGUGGCUAAAGAUGGUACGGCCAUCAUCGAUCAUCCAUUCACUAUCAAUGCCUCGUUGCUCAAAGAUAAGAAGGGACUGUACCAGCCCAAGAAGAUAAAGUUCUCAAUCACAGAGGACAAGGAGAAGGAUCCCAAAGAUAAAGACAAGGGCAAGAAGACCAGCUCAUUACUAGGCACCGUCGAGGUGGACCUUUCUCAAUAUGCCGAGAGCAAGACUGAGCGAUCAAGGACAUUCCCAAUCAAUGACAAGUCAAAGGCCACCGCAAACCUAUCUGUAUCAUUCCAAUCAUCAUUACUUAAAGUGAAUGGAAAGAGUUUGAUCAAGACUGAGGACCCUCUACAGAAGGAGAUAUUGGCGGGACUGGGAAAACAGGCGAUACAAGUUGAUGGCAGCGAGUAUUUCUUAAAGACAGAGCCAGAUAUGAGUGAUCCAGAAGCAACCGACUUCAAUCUGACAAGCGACCAUGACUCGGAGGGCGAAGGCGAUGAGGAGGAUGAGGUCGCCAGCUUUGAGGACGAUGCCGCCUCUGCAUCAUCAGUGUCAUCACUCAAACAAGCCGACUCGAGUCCUCUGCACAAGGACCAUGCCAAGCCAGAGUCCACGAGCAGCACUGCCGCCACAAGCAUCUCGACGACACCACGUGUCGCCAGCAAGGAGCCAAAGGAUGAGACACCAGAGACCAAGCUGAGGAAGUACAAGAAGAAGGUCAAGACGCUCAAGAGCGACCUGGAGAAGACAAAUGUGUCAGUGUCGCGUCUGACCAAGGACCGCGACGAGAAGAUGGAGGAGGUCAAGCGCAUGCUCAACGACAUGGAGCGUAUCAGGGAGCGAUCAAAGUCGAUUGGCGACAACGUCAUUGGAGAGUACACAACAAAGAUCGACACAUUGACUGCACAGGUGACCACAUUGCAAUCGGACAACAAGGAGCUGAUCGAGCAGCUGCGCAUCCAGAAGAAGCAGAACUCCAAAGAGAUGAACGACAUUGCCACGAUGCAGAGUCAGAUGAUCACAAUCAACUCGGAGAAGAGGAAGCUGGAGGAGCGCAUCAAGGAGUUGGAGGGAUUGCUCAUCAACGAGAUGAAGGAGGACUCGCGGAAACAGCCCGCCGUGGUCCAGCAGCCGGACGCCACCGCAGCACUCAAACAGAUCAUCGCGCAACUCGAACAAAGUUUGAAUGCCGCCAACGAGAAGAACCUGCUGCAACAGAGUGAGGCCCGCAAGGAGGCAGAGAGAGCCAAGACGCAGCACGAGGAAGAGUUGGCAGCAAUGAGGGCCAAGUUUGCCGAGGCUGAGGAGGGCCACAAAAAGGCUUUGACGGAUUUGGCAGCGAAUGAACAAUCCGUGGUCAGCCAAGUCAGUGGUCUCAAUACGGAGAUUGAUCGUGUCCGAUCACAGGUCAACUCAUUGAUGCAGCUGGACAUGGACAACCAGGACAAGAUCAGUGCGCUCACAGAACAAGCCGCGGAUGCCACCACAAAGAAUGAUGAGCUGGAGAAGGUCAAAGAGCAGUUGGAAUCACAGAUCAAGUUGUUGAAUCAACAGAUUGAUGAACUGCGAGGUACUGGUCAUACAGUCGAUGAGCAAGCCACAAUCAUACACGCAAUGGAGAGCAAUUUGAUGGAACUACGACAAGUCAACCAAUCUCUAAAGUCUGAGUUACAAUCAAUCAAGGACCAAGCAGUGGAGGACAAGAAAGACAAUGAUAACCUUCAAUCAGAUGUCAAGUUCCUGGAAAAUCAAUCAAGAGAAUACCGGGACUCCGUUGACAACCUUCAAUCAGAGAUCAAACAACUCAAUGAUCAAGCAAGUGAGUACCAGGACACCAUUGGAAGUCUUCAAUCAGAGAUCCAAUCACUCAAGGAUCAAGCAAGCGAGCACCAGAGCACCAUUGGAAACCUGCAAGCAGAGAUCCAAUCACUCAAGGAACAAUCAGACUCUAAUGUCCAACAAGCAAGCGCAUCAGCCAGCACACUGAUCCAAUCACUCAAGGACCAAGUGGACAAGGAGAAGAAGGAGAGGACCAAUCUACAAGAAAUUGUGCAAUCACUCAGGGACCAAGCAGAGGAGGAUAGGAGCGAGGCCCAAUCACUCAAUGAUCAAGUCGAAAGAUACAAGAGGACGAUUGGAGAUCAUCAAGAUGAAGCAAUGCAUGCAAGACAGAGGAUGAAUGAGUUGAGUGGCCAACUCAAGGGUAUGAAGAAGGAGCUAAGCGAUGCUAAUGAGCGAGUGGUAUCACUCGAGACCGAGCUUGAUGAGGCCAAACAACAGCAAGAGCAACAAGGCAGCAGCAACAACAACAGUGACAGCGAUGAAGAGGAUAUUGAUGAGCUUAAGGAAAGGAUAGAGAAGUACAAGGGAAAGAUCAAGGAUCUGAAGCAGGAGCUAGAGGAGAAGGAGGAAGAACUCAUCGAGAACAAGAUCAAGUAUGAAGACUCAGUCCAAAGCCUCACUGAACAAUCCACCACUAUUACCAACAACGAUGACAACAAAAACAACAACAACAACAACAACCACCAAAACAAUGAAGAAAUGGAUCGACUCAAUGGCCAGGUACAAGUGCAACAGGCCACCAUUGAUGAGCUGAACGAGGGUAUUCGUGCAAUGGAGGUGCGACUCAACAAUGCAACCAAGGACUCUGAUCAUGUCAAACAGCAGUUGCAACAGGCCAAGACAGAGUUGAUCAAGUACAAAGAGGACAACUCACGCAUUGAGUUGGAGGAUCUUCAGAACAUCGAACGAAGUAUCUACUGGCCCGAGCUCGACUUUGACCGUAAUGAUGCUCCACACAGCGGAAUCAGUGUUUGGCAGUUGAUCGAUUCCAUUGGAGGUGUAUCCAAGCCAGACAACAAGAGGAUACUGUCCAAGAUCACAAACGCCCUGGAGAAGUCAUUUGUGAGAUCAGGUGUUGAUUGUAAAGUAAUAUGUUACUGGUUCUCAACCAUUGUCCAUUUGUUACAGAAGCUACAACAGAGUGCACUGAUACCACAAUCAGCUGAUCCGACUAUAUCUGGCAUUGAGAUCUUUGUAACAAUCAAACUAAUAUCCAUCAUUGAGUCUAAACUGGAGAAGUUAUUGUUACCAUCAAUCUUUGUUCCAGAUAGUAUUAUACUUGAAAGCCAGAAGGCUGCUUCAAAGUUAUCGCCAUCAACAUCAAAGCCCACUCACUCAAUCAACAAGUUGUUGGCAUUCUUGGACUCUAUCAUCUGUUUCCUUGAGGAAGGCAGAGUCUGUUCAAAGAUCGCAAGUCAACUGUUAAACCAAGUAUUCUACUUUAUCAAUGCACAGAUAACAAACAACUUCUUACAGAAUCCACAUGUGUGCCGUGCUACGAUGGGAUUCAAGGUGAAGAUGGGAGUGUCGCGACUAAAGGAAUGGUGUUCCACCACCAACUACAAGUCAAUCAGUGAUCAGUUGGACUCAUCAUUGGAAGCUGCCAACCUAUUCGUCCUGGACAAGUCGAUAUUUGUUGAUGUUGAGGCUAUCAAGCCCAUCUUCCAGAAGCUCAACCUGCUCCAGAUCAAGAAGCUGUUGGAGAGCUUCGAGCCCGAUGACCUGUCGCCCGAUCCCCUGCCAGCCCAGCUCCAAAAGGUGCUUCGUGAUGGAUGGACACGUACAUCCGCGCCAACCAAUGGUCCAUUAUUAAUUGAUGUAUCCAAAAAGUUGAAGAUAUAA